Molecule: messenger RNA, 1714 nt
Organism: Archocentrus centrarchus (flier cichlid)
Lineage: Eukaryota; Metazoa; Chordata; Actinopteri; Cichliformes; Cichlidae
Gene: foxf2a
Product: forkhead box F2a
Exons: 2
Coding region: 248-1393 (381 amino acids)
Biological process (GO): animal organ morphogenesis; regulation of transcription by RNA polymerase II
Cellular component (GO): nucleus
Molecular function (GO): RNA polymerase II cis-regulatory region sequence-specific DNA binding; DNA-binding transcription factor activity, RNA polymerase II-specific
Source: RefSeq, a predicted model, not a curated record
UAGGUGGUCGAGUUGUGUUUGGCCGGGUGGAUAUGCGCAAGCAAAGUCUAGGAGCUUUAUUUCCCCUCUCUGAUGGGAUUAUUGCCAGCAAUGGGCAGAGAGCAGAAGGAGGGUCAGCGGCUGCGUUUCUUGAUUUGCACGAUUAUAAUCUUGCCGAGCAUCGCAACGGGACACUGACCUCCUUAAAUACUGCUUUAGGAAACCUUUAACAGUGCUUGAAUUACAGGAAAAGAGAGUUGCGGGUUAUAUGAAACCAGAAAGAGACACAACUAUGACCACUGAGAAUUCCCAGCAACAUUUGGAUCCAUCCAAUCCUCUGCGCUCCAGUCCAGCGGCCGGUGCUCUGAGUGCAGCUCUGCUGAGCGCACAGUCAGUGAUGGAGAGCGCGCAUAAUGAAUCAGCCAAAGGGAAAAAGGGAAACUCCGGCUUGAGGCGACCCGAAAAGCCUCCUUACUCAUAUAUCGCCUUGAUUGUGAUGGCUAUUCAAAGCUCGCCAACAAAACGGCUCACUUUAAGCGAAAUAUAUCAGUUUCUUCAGGCCAGAUUCCCUUUCUUCAGGGGCUCAUAUCAGGGAUGGAAAAAUUCCGUCAGACACAACCUGUCUCUAAAUGAAUGCUUUAUAAAACUACCCAAAGGUCUGGGGAGACCUGGCAAAGGGCACUACUGGACUAUCGACCCGGGUAGUGAGUUUAUGUUUGAGGAGGGCUCGUUUCGUCGCAGACCUCGGGGGUUCCGUAGGAAAUGCCAAGCUUUAAAACCAAUGUACAGGAUGAUGAAUGGUAUCGGGUUUGGUGCAUCCAUGCUAUCCCAGAAUUUUGAUUUCCAAUCACCCGCAGGCUCAUUAGCAUGUCAUAGCAGCUACAAUUUGGACUUAAUGGGUAAUGCAGUUCCAGGCUUCGAUGGACUCGGAGGAGGACAUCACAUCCCACACAUGUCAUCAAGCUCCGGGUCGUCAUAUAUGGCUGCAUGUCAGGUGGCCUCUAACUCAGACUAUUGCCCCGACAGCAGCAGCAGCCCCCUGCAGUCCUCCCCAGCGAUGAUAGGCACUUUGGACUGUCAGUCUCCAUAUGCAAAUACAGCUUCACACUGGAAUACACCUGGUGUAUCGUCAUACAUCAAACAGCAGUCGGUGAGAUCGAGCAGUCCAAACUCCUCAGCUGUGCACACGGGAAUGACAUCUUACUCUCUGGAUCAGGGCUAUUUGCACCAUAAUGCUCGAGAUUCUUCUGACAUUUCAGUCGGACUGUCUCGAUAUUCCAGCCACUCAGCUCCUAUGCGUGACAGGAAGGACUUCGUUUUGAAUCUUCAUCCCAGCACCGGUGGAUCUUAUUAUCAUCAGCUUCACCACCAUCACCAAAGCGUCUAUCAGGACGUAAAGCCAUGUGUAAUGUGACAAGAAGAAGCAAAUGAGUUCCUAAAAUAAAACUCGCAAAUCCACUUCAUUUAAAUUAAGCCUUUGGCAGAGUGAUUCUAACAUAACUUCCUUAUAAGGCAGCUUAUAGAGCAGAUUUUUUUUUUCCAGUGAACUCUGACCUUUCAUUUUUUAAGUAAUCAUUUUGUUGUGGGGACCUGUUUUAGCACUUCACGUUUUCCUUAUGUGAGCCUUACUACACAUGGAUAAGCAAAAUGUAUAUUGUACUGAAAAAGGUCGAUAUAUCUGAACUUUUUCGUGCGCACUUAAUUUUGUUUUCCUGGUGGUUAAAUUGUUGCUACU